Molecule: messenger RNA, 1446 nt
Organism: Debaryomyces tyrocola
Lineage: Eukaryota; Fungi; Ascomycota; Pichiomycetes; Serinales; Debaryomycetaceae
Source: the annotation of a GenBank genome assembly
AUGAUAACAAAUAGAUUGAUUUUGAUACUAGGGUUGCUUCAGGUGGUUUAUGGGUUGACAUUGGACUCGUGUUCCAGUCAGAAUAUAGGAAGUGGAAAGACGUCGUCGCAGUAUAUGUCAAAUGGUGAAUGUAAAGAUACUUGUAUGUCAGAUGGAUAUGCCGUGGCUAUUCUACAGGGAAACGAUUGCUGGUGUUCCAAUUACCUCCCUGGGGAUACUUCCUCGAUGUCUAAUUGUGACGAGGAUUGUCCUGGGUUUCCUUCCGAAAAAUGUGCUGGUCUGGGAUACUAUGGGUACCUUAUAGUAGGGAACCCUAGUGGUACACAAGGAAGCUCGGGUCCAAGUUCUACAUCUGAAAGUACUAGUUCCACUGAGACUUCUAGCUCAACGUCUAGGACAUCUUCCUCGACAUCAACCUCGAGCACCCCUACCGCAACUUCAUCGUCAUCGACGUCAUCCACAAGAACUUCAUCUACAAGAACUUCGUCUUCAUCCUCGUCAACUUGGAUUGAACCUACUACAUCCUCAUCUUCAUCAACCUGGGAUGAUGAACCUGUAACGUCCUCAUCAUCCCCAUCAUCCCCAUCAUCUUCGGCUUCAUCGAGUUGGUCUUCGUCGUCAGCACCGCCAUCAUCAUCAUUAUCAUCAUCAUCAUCGUCAUCAUCAUCAUCAUCAUCAUCAUCGCCAAUUUCCUCUGCAUCAUCAGCUCCGCAAACUUCUUCGUCAUCUUCAUCGUCGAGUUCGGAGUCACAUAAGGCUACAACUGUGUUUUCAGUAAAGACUGUGAACGGAAAUCCGACCGAGAUUGUGAAAACACAAUAUGUGACAGACUCUCCAUCCUCGACUGAUGAACCAGAGUCUACCUCAUCCUCUGAGUCUUCCAAUGAGGUCGGUGCUGAUGAGAAUAAAUCAAAAGAAAACAAUUCGUUUUUCGAUUCUACAGGGAAAGUGGCAGGAACAUUUACGGCAGUAGGAGUGGUUGUACUUGGUCUUUUAUUGGGAAUAGUAUAUUGCUGCUUCAAGAAGUCGCAUAAUAAUUAUGCCGAUGAAGAGAAUCAAUACUCGUCAGAUGAGUAUUCAUUAAAUAACGAAAAGGCAAUGAUGCCGGCAGUAAUACCUGACUCCAAGAACUCGUCGACCGUUUCGUCUAAUUUGAAGCGUGAUAACUCAAACAAAUCGAUAUUUUCAUAUUUCACUGCCGCAAAUAAUAACAAUAGUGGUGUAACGAGAAGUUCUUCAAGGAAGAAACUUACAAAACAUAGUAGAAAUGAUCUGGUGCAAAGCCACGAUCCAAUUUUGGGGGGUCAAUUAAUGUUCCCGAUCACUGAGUUUGAUUCAAGGCUUGACCCUAAUACAAUGUUUAUGAAUAAUAAUGAAUCAAGGAAAUCUUUUGGAGAUGAGAAUGACUAUUCUCGGAAGAUAUUAACUGUUGCAAAUCCAGAAUAG